GCAGGGCAGCUCCCAGAACACAAUCUGAAACCCUGAGACCUCUCACUCCCCUGCAGGAUUACUACACUUUAACUACAGUAUUACAACACAAAAUCUUUCAUAGUUUGAAGGGUUCAACAAAAGGCACUACAAUAUAAAGGUCUCCAUCUGCUGCAGAAAGCACCCAUCCUACUGCUACUACAGGAUUACACCACAUCUUCAUCCAAUCAAAACCUUUCAGAGACACAGGAAGCAGGCACCCCAGGCUGCACCAGGCUGCCCCAGGACCAGAAACCAAAGAAAUCACCGGACCAGUAACCCAGACCAAAACAGAAUCAGGAAAGACCAGAAGAGACCAGUCGAACUCAGUAAAGGACAGUGGAAAAGUUUGAUGGGACUCUUGACGAUAGCCACAUGCCUCUGAGUCCGGCUGCUGACACCAAACAUGAUCGCCCGCGGCAACAGGCGGUUACAAACGGCAACCCGGCAGGCUCUGUUGUUGCCAGGGACGACGAGGGAGAGGACACACCCACUGGGAACAGCAUCGUCGUCCGCAUCGGCAUCCCGGACCUGCAGCAGACGAAGUGUUUGCGGUUGGACCCAGAGUUACCAGUUUGGACCAGUAAGCAGAGGGUUCUGGUGACGUUGACUCAGUCUCUGUCGGAUGUUUUGAACUAUGGUCUCUUCCAGCCGGCGUUCAACGGCCGAGCCGGAAAGUUUCUGGACGAGGAGCGGCUGCUGAAGGAGUAUCCUCUCCCGCCCAUCACACCCAUCCCAUACCUGGAGUUUCGUUACAAGAGGAGAGUUUAUACCCAGAGUUACGUGGACGACAAACAGCUGGCAAAGCUGCAUACCAAGGCCAAUCUGAAGCGCUUCAUGGAACAUGUUCACCAGAAGAAUGUGGAGAAGGUUUCCAAGUGGUUGGAAAAAGGCCUCGAUCCCAACUUUCACGACUCUGACACGGGAGAGUGUCCUCUGACUCUGGCCGUGCAGCUGGAGGAGAGCUGCGAGCUGAUUAAAGUUCUUCGCAAUGGAGGAGCUCACCUGGACUUCAGGACCAGGGACGGCAUCACUGCCCUUCACCGGGCCGUCCUCUGCAGAAACAGCGCCGCCCUCACCACUCUGCUGGACCUUGGGGCAUCUCCGGACUACAAGGACAGCAGAGGCCUCACUCCGCUCUAUCACUCGGCCAUGGUGGGCGGCGCCCCCUACUGCUGUGAGCUGCUGCUGCAGGACCACGCCACCAUCGGGAUGACAGAUGAGAACGGGUGGCAGGAAAUCCAUCAGGCAUGUCGCUAUGGCAACGUGCAGCACUUGGAGCACCUGCUGUUCUAUGGCGCUGACAUGAGUUCCCAGAAUGCAUCAGGAAACACUGCACUGCACCUCUGCGCUCUGUACAACCAGGAUAGUUGUGCCCGAGUGUUGCUGUUCAGAGGAGCCAACAAGGACAUCAAGAACUACAACAACCAGACGGCCUUUCAGGUGGCAAUCAUUGCCGGGAAUUUUGAUCUGGCAGAAAUCAUAAAAAUCCACAAAACGUCUGACGUUGGUGUCCAAGUAGUUCCCUUCAGAGAAACUCCCUCCUAUACCAAGCGCCGCCGCAUGGGCUUGACCCGGACAACAGCUGGAAACGGCCUGUCAUCUCCUCGCUCCCUGAUUCGCUCAGCCAGUGACAAUGCCUUGGAAAGCCCCGCCUCCUCGCCUGGCCCCUCCCUUCAAAGCCUGGAGACGCACCAUGACACGCACACACACUCGCUACGCCGACACACACGCCGACUCAGUCCAAGUGGGGGAGGUCAUGUGGAGACCAGCCCUCCCUCCUCUCCUCCCCCGACCCCACAGAUGAGGAAGAGGAGGCUGUAUAGCGCCGUCCCGGGACGCACCUUCAUCGCCACCCGGUCCCACGUCCCUCAGGGGACUGGAGAGAUCCAGCUGCACCGAGGAGAGCGGGUCAAAGUUCUCUCUAUCGGUGAAGGAGGAUUCUGGGAAGGAAGCGUUAAAGGCCGAACCGGCUGGUUUCCUGCCGACUGUGUGGAAGAAGUACAGAUGAGACAAUACGACCCAAGACUGGAGACGCGAGAGGACCGCACCAAGAGACUGUUCAGACACUACACUGUAGGAUCCUACGACAACUACACCUCCUACAGCGAUUACGUGAUCGAGGAGAAGACGGCCGUGCUGCAGAAGAGGGAGAGCGAAGGAUUUGGCUUCGUCCUCAGAGGAGCUAAAGCUGAGACGCCCAUCGAGGAGUUCGCUCCAACCCCGGCGUUUCCCGCCCUUCAGUACCUGGAGUCAGUCGACCAAGGGGGCGUGGCCUGGAGGGCGGGGCUACGGACCGGAGACUUUCUCAUCGAGGUGAACGGUACCAACGUGGUGAAGGUGGGUCACCGGCAGGUCGUCUCUCUAAUCCGGCAGGGAGGAAGUCGCCUGCUGAUGAAAGUUGUCUCAGUUUCCAGGAAAUCUGAAACCAACCUGAUCAGGAAAAAAGCACCGCCCCCUCCAAAACGAGCCCCCAGCACCUCCCUGACCCUGCGAUCCAAGUCCAUGACGGCUGACCUGGAGGAGAUAGCCAGGAGGAGACGCUUCGAAAAACUGGAUGAGAUGUUGGCCGGAAGUCAACAGGAAGUCGUCUUGAGGGGCCGCCCAUCAGAUGACUUCAGGGCGGCGACGGUGAAGCAGAGGCCAACCAGCCGGCGUAUCACACAGGCAGAGAUCAAUUCGCUGUUUGAGCGUCAGGGUCUGGUGCCCCCUUCAGCUCCAGAGAAGAGCACCAUGCCUUUACCCAGAGGGAUGUCCAGAACCAAGAGUUUUGGCACACCGGACGACGACAGAAUCACGGCUCUGAUCAAUGAAAGUCGAUUUCCACGGAGCUCUUCGCUGACAGACAGCUUCAUCCCUCCUCCUCCUCAGACAGCACCGCCUCCUCCACCCUCUGCAUCCUCUACCUCCUCGCUCUUCAUACUCGACUCUGGCCCUCCUCCCUCUUUUCUCCCUCCUCCUCCUCCAGCACGAGGAGAUGGACUGACCCGCUCUAGUUUCAAGCCAGGGGCAGAGCCAAGGCUUCAGGAGCUUUCAGAUUCACCAACGAGGAGCCACACCCACGCCGAGCGGCAGAGGAAAGCAAGGUCCAUGAUCAUCCUGCAGGACACGCCUCCACCACUGCAGCCUGAUGCUCACGGUGCCCCUGCUACUCACACACUUCACACCGCCACACACACCGCCACACACACGCUUCACACCGCCACACACACAUCUACGCUGUCUCUGCACAGCACUAGCCCCGCCCUUGGCCACUCACCUCUGUCGCGGCGUCGGGGAAGAGCAAUAGAAAACCCCUAUGCUAAUGUGGGACAACAGGCUCCGCCCACCAAACCCCAGAGGAGGAAGUCACCAUUACUGAAACAACUUCCUGUUGAAGAGCAGGGUCUUGGGAUCAAAGAUCACGAUUCAUCCAAAGAAGGAGGUGGACCCAGCAGCCCCAGCAGGGCUGAGCUGUACCAGCAGCAGGUUCUUUCAGAGCGCGCUCGAGUUCAGGGUCGCCGGUCGUCUCUCUUCUUGUCAGUGGAGGGAGCGGGGUCAGAAAAUCAGGCACCGCCUCUUCUGACGCAGAGCCACUCGAUGGAUGACCUCGGCGAGCUUCCCCCUCCAGCUCCGGUCCUGUCACCUUCACCGACUCCUCAUACCUUCCUCCACCCGCUAACAGGGAAACCUCUAGACCCGUCCUCUCCACUCGCCCUGGCACUUGCUGCAAGAGAACGAGCGCUCACCGCCCGCACACCGAGCCCUGAGCCUCGAACUAAACACGCUUCUGCCUCCACCACACCCAUCCCCACCCCGGCUGCCAGUCCUGAGGGCAGACACAAGCGAACGCCCAUCACCACCCCACAAAGCAGUCCUGAGCCACGAUCCAAGCGCACCACUCCUCAGACAAGCCCUGAGCAGCGGACCAAACGCACCACUCCCCAAACGAGUCCUGAGCUAAGGCAUAAACGCAUAACCCCACCCCUUUUCCCAGAUGGACAAGUUGAGCGCCCAGAAACAGAGGGAGGAGUGACAUCACCUGCCGCACCCUCCCCUGAGCGCUGGAGACCCUCCCCUUUGCCACCACUGGCCAAUGAGGCUCAUUCUCCUCUGAUUGAUAGACGUAGAAGCCUCACAGUGGGCAGUUCAGAGGAGGAGGGAGGGGCUUACACAGUGACACUCCCACCUGCCUUGUUAUCAUCCAGCGAUGAGGAAACUAGGGAGGAGCUGCGUAGAAUUGGUCUGGUGACUCCCCCUCCUGGCUUUACAAGCCCUACUGCUGCUCCUCCCCCAUCCUCUCUCACCUUGUUGCCACGACGAGGUGGAGAGGGAGGGGGAGGAGAGAGUGGUCCUGAAUCUUUGGGUAGACGAGGAGAUGAGGAGGAAGGAGGUGAUGAAAGGCUUCAUGACAGUUCGUCUUCCCCAAGCUCCCUCCCACCCUCCAUCACCCUGGCUUCUCCUCCUGCUCCAUCUUCCCCAUCUUCCCCACCUGCUACUCACCCAUCUCCUUCAUCCGCUGCCGUUUCCCCAUCAGGGUUAAAGCCUCGCCUUCGUUCACCUAUCGGUCGAGGACGUUCUGCACUCCGGGACCCCCUAUUAAAGCAGUCGUCGGACAGUGAGCUCCUCCCAUCUGCUGCAUCAUCAUCAUCCCCCUCCUCCCCACUUUGCUCCUCUCCCACCAGUGGCGGAGGCCGACAGCCACGCUAUUUGUUUCAAAGGAGGUCUAAGUUGUGGGGGGGUGGGGAUCAAGAUCGACGGGGCCUCAGUCCGGAGGAAGGGGGGGGGCGUCCAGCAGCCUUGGGAGGCCAGGGAUCCGGCUCAGCUGUGGAUCUAACAAGCCGGUCAGCUUCUGCACUAGAGCUAAGCGGCAGAGCAGGGUCUGGACUCGAUCUAGCCAAUCGGCUACAGCUGCUCAACAAAGAUAGCCACUCACUGGGGGAGGAGCCAAGCCCCCUCGAUCCAGGUCGAAGGUCACCAGUAGGAGGUGCCAGGUUGUUCUCCAGUCUCGGUGAACUUCACACCAUCUCCCAGAGAGGAUAUGGCGCCUCCUAUACAGUCCGACCUGGAAGUCGCUACCCUGUCACUCGCCGGAGCCCUUCUCCUUCUCCCUCGCCCUCUGAUAGGUCAGUGGGACUCCCCUCUACUACCGCCCCCUGCUCUGAAAGGCCAGAUCUGAGCUCAGGUCGCGGUCUAACCAUCCUAAAGUCCUCCAGUCUCAGCCUCCCCUCAGAACCAAAGGAGGUUCGGUUUGUGAUGCGAAGCGCCAGUGCACGAACCAGAUCCCGUUCCCCUUCCCCUUCACCCCAUGCCUCGCCCUGCCCCUCCCCGGUCCUCAGCGGGCCCUUGUUGUCCCUACGACCAUGGAGGCAGCGGCCCCUCAACUUGUGGAAUAAAUACGAUGUGGGUGACUGGCUGGAGAGCGUGGGUCUGGCCGAACACCGCCAGCGCUUCCAGGACCAUGAGAUUGAAGGCUCCCAUCUCCCUGCCCUCACCAAAGAGGACUACGUGGAGCUGGGAGUCACCAGGCUGGGACACCGGAUCAACAUUGAGAGGGCACUCCGACAGCUGCUGGAUGGUUCCACUUGACCCCUCACCUCUGACCACUCACCUCUUAGAUAUCCUAAACUGUAACCUCAGACCCCCUGACCUCUGGUCAGACAGUAGGCCAUCUCUUUGAAUUGAAUAAUCUUAGCAGUGACUGAAUAUUUAGACCUUAGACCAGAAGUUUUCUGGUUUAUCAGCUCUUUGAUCAGCAACAUAAGGACUGGUAGCAGCUGCAGACCUCUGAUGUUUCGUUUGCCUGUUAAUGUCUGCAUGCCCCAACCAAACUCCCAACCAAACCAAACACUUCACACUGAGUUAUGACUGACUUAUGGUUGUGUAGAUUCAUUUUAAACAAAAUUAACAUGAAAUUAAAUGUGCAUGGCAUGAUUUUAAUAAUCUUGAACAUUCUGUUAACUCAAUGUUCUUGAUUAUACCAAAAGUUUUAAGCCAAAUGAACUAUAGGCUAAUAUUUUAAAUGAGAAAUUGAAUCCUUUUUUAUUUAUGUACAGUGAUGAAUGAUUAAGAGAUGAAUUAACAAUCUGACACCAACAAAGGUGGUCAUGAGGAAAAUCAUGAGGUUCAACUGCAGGAAUUCAUUUGGGGCUGAAAAUAAGUCCAUGCUUGCCAGAAUAUUAAAGAUCAGAGAAUUAUUUUUUUCAAAUACGCCACCUCAGUAUUAGUCCAAAACAGUUUGUUUUUUUUAGUCGCAAAAAUCCCCAACAAAAAACACUAAAACAUUUAACAUUCCCAGACAUGGACACUCAGUCAUUUAACUGGGAAUUAUAAAAUGUCAGAAGACACUAAUGGAAAAUAUCGAUGACAGACAUGUGCAGACAUGUGAAAACUGGUCGCUGAACUAUUGAAACAACCAAAUGAACUGUCUAAAUCUUGUCAGCUGGACUCACUCGGUUUUACACUGUGACAGAUUUGUCAGUGUUCUCUGAUAGCAUGUUUGCUAGUCUUUCCAAUUGCUGGGAUAACAUUACCUAUAAAAGCAGAAUCUUCUCCAGCAUACAAUUUCACUACAAGCCACUAAAUUUUACUAUACUUAGAAUUAAAAUGUACCAGUAAGUCCCACAAUGUGAACAAACUGGGAACAAAAUCCAUCAAAGUUUCCCUGACCGUGAUGUAACUUAUGAAACAGCUGCUUCUGUACAGCCAGGAUUUAAAAAUGAAAAAUAACAGUCAGUGCAUCUGAGAAAGGCAGAACAAUGAAAGGAACUGAAAAAUCUUAUCCACACGACUCUGCUCUUAAGCUACGAGAGAUUUGAGUGGCCAUUAUUUUUUUUAAAUCCAAAGGUAACUACUCAGUAACUGUUAAUAAAGUUUAUGGUGUAUUACGAUUCUUGAAGACUAUAAGCUGCAGCUUAAAUUCAAACAGUUGCUUGUUGUUACAGUUUUUGACAGUAAACACUUACACAUCUGGAAACAUCAGCUAUGAAAGCAUUACCUGAAUUCUGGUCUGGACCAUUACAAACAGCUCUGCUGCCAGCCUCUAAUGGUGAUCAAAGAGCUGAUGUGACAAUCCGACUACAAACACACUGAGACGGGUCGUGUCCUCGUGCCGUUCUGCUUCCCCAGACGAGUUUAGCUGGACCUUUGCUAGCGGAGCUGGAUGACUGGCAAGCUACUGGGAGUCUCUACUGUAACACCGGGAGAUUAUAGCUGAGGAUAUUUGUCCGUCCUUUUCUUGUGACUUUACUUUUGUUUUCCCAAAUAAUCACUCAUGACGAGUUUGUGUUAAUUUUUGAGUUCAUACUAUCUUAAAGCUGAUCAUUUAGAAUUUAUGAAUAACAAGUAACAAUAAUGUGGUGGUGAUGAGUUUAUAAUAGUCCGGAAAAUGAUUUUGAGUUCCUUAUGAUUUGACAAUGAGUUGAAUUUCAAGGUCAUCUCGAUGAUGUUUUUGGAAUUCAUAAUGAUUUGUCAAUGAGUGUGACUUUGUGCUGAUGUGCUAUGUGUUUCAGGGAGAGCUGCAGCAGAGCUCCAACUGUAAACCUCUCUGGUUUCUAACCUGCUUAUUGAGGGCUUACUGUACAUGGUGCUAUUUGUUUAAAGCCAUCUGUACAGAAAAUACUUUCCUCCUUCCCCUCUUUAUCUUCCUCACCCUGAUAUCUAUUAAUUAGCCCCCCGAAAUUUAAUCAAAGAACGACUUUCAGGAACAGGCCAUAAAUGGAGUUUCCUCCCUGCCAUACUGGGGAUUUUUCAUCCCUGCCAUAUGUGGAGUUUCCUCCUGACCACAGAGUUUACAUCAGAGUUCCCCUGUAAGACUUAACAUCCAUUCAUUUUAAUUCUACUUCAUCUUAUUUAAUUUUUCACCGUGAAACAUUUUCAUGUUAAGUCACAGUUAAAGUGCAGAGGUGAAGGGUUUUUGUGCAGUUUCAGUAUCCAACACAGCUGCAGACUCUAGAUCACUCUCUUGCAAUUAAUUAAAUUGAAUGUAUAUUUUCACUUACCAGCAGUAUAUAAACUUGUAAUAAAGUAUUAGCGCCACUAGAUGGAUAGGCAACAGGGAGCGAUAUUCUAAGCAGUGUAAGAUAUGGCUUUUCUGGAGAUUUGGCGCCUUCCCCUAAAGGAAAUUUACCAGGACUCUUAUAAAGAUAUAUUUCACCAUUUGGAUCGAUUUUAAUUUAAUCAAGCAAAAAAAAAGAAAUGUUGAUCUGUAGAGCUGUCACUCAAAAUGUAAUCUCAGAUAACAGGAAGGGAGACUCAAAUGAACCGAAAAUUUCUGAAACAUUUUGGGUUUAAAUACUCAAUAAAUCCAUGAUGUUUCCAAAGUAAUCGAGUUUAAAUCAAAUUAUGAUCACGGCUGAUCAAAAUAGUCAGGAUUGCAAUUUUUGCCAUCACGUCACCAGAAAUAACAGAAAAUCUUCUGCUUGCAGUUGUAGUUGCUCCUCAAAAGCUCAAUUUGAGUUGGAACAAACCUCUGGACAUAUAUGACACACUACAUCUGCACAUUAAAUAUUAACUACAUGUUUAUAUGCUGCUAAUAAAUGUAAAUAAGUAAUUUAUCUGCCUGCUGUGGAAUCUAAUCACAAAGAAGCUGAAAGAAUUCAUGUAGUUGGAGAUACUGUCCAAAAUUACAGGAAGCUAUCUAAGUUAGAGUUUAUGGAAACCGGCUGGCGCACUUUAUCCUGAUGUGUCGUUCACGCCAAAUGUGAAGCAAAGUUUCACCUCGCGUGGAAUCAGCCACACUGGAGACCUUUAUCCCGUCUUUAGCCAGCGGGAUAAAGACGAAGCUGGAAACAAGUUCCAGAAACGCAUCCUCACAGUUUACACUCUGUUUCCUCCGAGCUCGCUCCUUUUUUUUUCUCUUUGUCUAAAAGCAAAGUUGAACCUUUCAGCUCCAGCUGUUCUCAACCAGCGCAGAUAAGCUCCUCUCUCAUUUCUGAUCUCACUGGUAUCAGCAGAGGAUCACCGCUGAUGGGUUCUCAUGCGAGCAAAUGUGGAUUUGCCUGUAUUAUUAAACAGACUGAUCGUAUCCGUACCGUAUGAAAACUCUGCUUCAUGUUUGUUGUGAAUGCACCGUUAAAGGGGACCUUUAUAUUUUUAUACUGGCGCUAGAUCAGAGUAGCUUUGUACAGGUCAAAGUUCAAAUAAUCUUCAUAGUAACAUUCCUGUCUUUGUACAGGCCCUCAGUUCACCCUGUCUGAAACAAGCCAAUUUAUCUUCGGGCUCUUUCCUUGACAGCCUACUUUGCUCUUAUUGGCUAACUUCUGGAAGCCUGCCGAGGGGCGGCAUCCAGUGCUUGUGAGGUGUACUCUGAAGGCCAAGUGUUCGGCUCACAGGGAUUACUUCUACUCAUGUUUACCUCAUUAUGUGUUUAUAUACACACAUUAAACAUCACAACAUCAGACAGAUGACAACAAAAUAAGUAAAGGUUUCAUAUUUUACUACAGCACUAAUAAUGAUAUUAUUAUAAUCCAUCACUUUGACCUCUUGCCCUGAGAAAACAGACUUAUUCAGAGCUUUGUGUUUAUCCUAACUUAGCACAAAGCAUGGGAGCAGGAGGAAACUGUUAGCCUAGCUCCAUCACAAGGUAAAAGUCCACGUUCUAGCUUAUUUACACAGUGUAGUGUUGUAUUCAGAAAACUAAAACAGAGCAGUCCUGAGUACAACUCAAACAGCCUCCUUUUUACUUCACUGUCUUUCUGCAUUUGCACAUUAACAGCAAGUGGGUGGAAACUGGAUUCCUCCAACCUAUAAACCAGCGUUCUUUACGUACCGGAGACUUGAAUAGAAUUUUAUUUCAGACAUUUUCUUAAAGUCACAUCGCCCCCUUCUUUUCUGAAUAUUUGAAUUUGGUUUAAAAAAGAAUGAAUCCCUCCGUUUGCCGCCCUCUAAAGCACAAUCAAAGUUUCAGUGCCUGUUCCCGCAGCAGAUUGACUGCUUCUGUCUCGUUUCCUUCCAAGUCCAGUUCCCAAACAACCUGCCGAGCUGCAGUCAUGAUUUCCAAAGCUCUACAAGUUGAUGUUGACAUGCUUUUAUGGACAAAGUAAUAUAGAAUGUACAGACUAUUUACAGCACAUUACAGUAGACUAUAUGGUCUGUAUAAUAUAUAUUAUGGUAGAAUAAAAUGUAGCUAUAGUGUAAAAUAUAAAGUAGACAAAGUUUAUUUAAAAAAGUAAUAUUUUGGUAGGCUGUAGUCUAUGAAGUCUUUAAUCUAAUGAGAUAUUCAGAGCUUGUAAGCAGCUACACUGAGCUCCAUCUGGAAACAGUACAAGUUUCAAAUAAACCAGGUUUCAUUUUUUCAAUGAAGAAAUCAAACGUGCGUACAUUUAAAUAUACAAUAAAUUAACAGUGUCUUUUGUCCACAGAAACACUCACCAGUACUAUUACCUUACAUUAUUGAGGUGACUGCUGUUGUGAUUUAAUGCUAUACAAAAUAAAACUGAAUAAAACUAAACUGAAUUGAAUACACUAUAAAAUAAAAUUCUGCUUAAGUUCAGGAUAUUUUUGCGUUGGGUUCAUCCAAUCUUAACCUUCAGUUCUACUUAAAUAAAGCUACACAUCUGAUGGGAAAUCAGAUGACCAAAGUCUGGCUUCUUGUAAUUCUUCCUCUUGCGACAGACAUCCUGGAAAUCAGGCCUAUACUUUCUGUUUCUGGUUAUCCAGACUAGACUGUAAUGACUCUAGUCUGAAAUAACACUGGAAAAAAUGUGACCAACAAAACAAAAAACAGAAGUGGCAAAGAAAAGAAAAUGGCUAGCACCUGAUUCUUUUCUUGCUUCUCUCCAUUGAUGUUGUACUUAUUGUGCGCAGACUUAGCAGAGAAAAAUGCUCUGCAGAAAUGCUUUAAGAUAAAACACAAUAAAAAGAGAAUCGGUGGAUCGUCUGUGUGGAAAGCUACAAAAACUCAGUUCGGGUCAUCAUUAUUUGGUUUUAUCAAUUUUAUCGAUUAGCCAAACCGGUCUGGACCAAAAGUGUCUUUGAAUGUUUAAUCUGCAGCUCAGAGUCCUGCAGUGUGGCUGCUUACACUGAGAGAAUAUCACGUGAGUCAGGUAUUCUGUACAUGUGUAGUAUAUAUUAUAAUGGACUACUGAUAGUCUACUGUACAGAGUCAUGCGCGGAAUGAGUCAGUGAAGCAGGUUGGAAGCAGAUCAGCGACCUCAGGUCCCCGCCUGUGCUCUGUUACACCUGACAUGAGGUCAGUCGUCCAUCGUAGGACUUCUCAGCCAAUCAGAAAUGACAACGUUUAAUCAGUUCUGUCUUAUUUGAGCCAAUCAAAUGUAAGUAGGGCUAAACAGCAGGUGGCAACAAUUCUUCUACUCACCCAGUGAGAUUAUUGUUUUUCAAACGUUUUUUUUUUGUUGUUGUUGGUUAUUAACAACAAAAUAGAUCCAAGCAGACGUUUACGUAAAGGUUACCGUACGAGCAUCAGCACGCUCUUAUUCUACUUAUUCAACACAGCUUUGUGUCAUUUGACUGUCGUCAUCAUGGUUUCAGAACCACCUCAUUAAACCAUUGAAUAUAUUAAUGUCAUUACAACAGCUCCAGUCAUUUUUUUCAGUUAACCCUGUGAGGCCUCAGUCAUUGAAUCCAUGCACAGCCUGCAACUGAGUACAUAGGUCGCUGACGACAUUCACAACAUUUAUAUACUCAUGUGAGGCGCCCCGCAUCACUCUACUUAACCACCAGCUAGUGUUUUGGUGGUGGAGUUUCUUCCAUGAAGUGACUGAAAGCAGAUGGAAAGUCAGAAACGUGUAUGAGGAAGUGAUGCUGUCGAGAACCAAUCACAGUCCCUGCGGCCUCAAAGAUGUAAUGUGUGCUUACAUUUCAGUUACAGAAUCCCACUUUGCGCUAACCGUUUAAAUUUGGAAUCUUUUAAGAAAAAAUGUGAAAUUUUUUUUGUGUGUGUUUUAAUGGUUUUAAGACGUCCCCGAACAAAGACUGAGACCGCACAGUGUGAACAUAAUUAAUUAUCCAUAAUUAAGCCAGUAAUUAUACAAAUAAAGUUUUAUCAUUUCUAUGACUUUUACAGUAAAUCAACAUCAGUCAUUUACCGACACAAUAUCAUUGAUGUAUUUACUUAGGCAAUAAGUAAAGACGCUUCUGUUAAAUCUCACAAACAAAUUCUCACUAAUACCAUUUAUUGACACUCAUAUUGGUAUAGCAUUUUUAUAAUUAAAAAUAUCCUCAAAUCACAUGUAAAUAAAGAGCGGGGCUCAUAAACCAUCCCAUUCAGUAACUUUAAAUACAUCUGAAGUGAGCUGGAUUACAGUGUUAUUCAGUCUACAAGAUAAAACCCUGUCCAAGUACUUUUGGUCAUUUUUGGUUCUACAGUUUGUGUUUGCGUAUUCCGGCCAUCUACAAAGAUAAUAAGUCAAUCGGAAAACCACAAAAAAGCUGCCUCGUGAUUUUUGUGCUAUUUAAUAUGAGCUCAGAUUGUUUAAUCAGGUCUGUGAUGAAAAGAUUUGUAAUAAUUCUUCUAAGAGAAAAAUGAGGAUAUAAAUCAAACCAUAGCUCCUCAGCCGUGGUUUAAACCUCUAAUAUUUAUUAUUUAUGUUCCUCGAUGUUCGGUAGCUGGGGAUGGUCAUGCCUUGGUCUUUUACCAACGUUCAUGUCCAUGAAGUGUCAGAAAAUACACAAAGUUCAGUAACGUUCACGCCCACGGCAGAGUAAGGAAACUCGAGAGUUCAGAUUUUUACAUUUUUGUGUUUAAAAAAAUGAGAAGUUUUUAUUUAGCGAUUUUACACUCCAAAAACAGAAGGGAAUAGAAAGCCAUCAUUUAUAAAUGUUCACUUCACAUAUUUGUUGGUUAAAAGUUGGUUGAGAACAAAAUUUCUUUUGCUUAGGGUUAGAGAACUGUAGAAACCAGAGGCCACCCAGCAGGGGGUGCUGCAGAUAAACGUUGAAGCGAUAACUUAAAAACUUCCAGAUUCUUCCAAAUCUGUAUGAUAAAGUGAUAAUUGAUCAAUAGAAGCAGGAUAAAUCUGAAAGAAUGAGCCACAAUGGAAAACUGGAAAAUAAUCCACAGCUUCCUGCUGAUUGGCUGAGAAUCCUGGCUUUCUAACCUGCGUGUGAAACCCUCCUCCCCCUCCUCUUAAAUCUCCACCUGCUUAUAAGUUUAUGGUU
Neolamprologus brichardi is the source of this 13116-nucleotide messenger RNA. The record is from RefSeq and is a predicted model, not a curated record. Lineage: Eukaryota; Metazoa; Chordata; Actinopteri; Cichliformes; Cichlidae.